AUGACAUUCGAAACAGAUUCAAAGGCGAAGCGCUCUGGCUCACGCUCACGAACGCCAAGGCCUACGACACCGCUCCGUCCUUCGUCACGCUCAUCAUUUCGUGAUUCAGCGUGGACGGCGGGUGACGGUGACGCGCCGUUCCCGCUUAACACAUUUGAGCCAGCAUUCGCGGAGCUUUCGGACGCCAUGGCGGACCUGGAAGCGAAUAUGAUGCAUUUUCAACUCAUGCAUGAAAGUUUGGCACGCUUCAGCGAAUCGUUUGCAAGUUUUUUAUAUGGGCUCAACAUGAAUGCGUUCUGCGUGGAUUUCCCAGAGGCACCGAUUCUUGAGUCGUUCCGACGCAAUAGACAUCAAGACAAUCAGUUGCCGGAGACACCCAAGGCAGAAACUGAUCCGGAGAUAACCUUUAUGACUACUGAAGUCUCCUUCGUCGAUAACCCUCCCGCAUCAAAUAAGACAAAGACACGAACUGUGCAGCAAGGACAUCGCCAAUCACGUUUACCAGCUGCACGAGGUAGCGCAGAAAGCUAG
Akanthomyces muscarius is the source of this 531-nucleotide messenger RNA. RefSeq lists its product as uncharacterized. Gene Ontology annotation, biological process: mitotic sister chromatid biorientation. Lineage: Eukaryota; Fungi; Ascomycota; Sordariomycetes; Hypocreales; Cordycipitaceae. The record is from RefSeq and is a predicted model, not a curated record. The coding region runs from base 1 to 531 and encodes 176 amino acids. Gene Ontology annotation, cellular component: DASH complex; mitotic spindle polar microtubule; mitotic spindle pole body. The transcript is spliced from 4 exons.